Molecule: messenger RNA, 162 nt
Organism: Helobdella robusta
Lineage: Eukaryota; Metazoa; Annelida; Clitellata; Rhynchobdellida; Glossiphoniidae
Exons: 1
Source: RefSeq, a predicted model, not a curated record
UAUCACUGCCCUCAUUGUAAAAUUAUAUUUGGAGAUAGCCGGGUGUAUGAAAUCCACAUGGAAUUCCACGAUCCAACGGAUCCAUUCCACUGUCGCCUGUGCGGUAGAGUGUCCAAGGACGGCAGAGAUUUCUUCUUACAUGUUGCCCAGUUCGCCCACAAA